Molecule: messenger RNA, 8390 nt
Organism: Chlorocebus sabaeus (green monkey)
Lineage: Eukaryota; Metazoa; Chordata; Mammalia; Primates; Cercopithecidae
Source: RefSeq, a predicted model, not a curated record
UGGGCAGCCUCCUGGUGUCCCAGGAUAGAAAAAAGACUCACAUUUCUUUGCACCAUUGACCCCAUCACCGCAGCACCAGAGCAUCUGACAUCUGCAAAACAUCAUUAGAGGCUGAUCCAGCUGCCCAGCUGCCCACCUCAGCAUUGGGAAUGGAAGGCGACGUGAUUGAUGAGGCUCUGGACAUAUCCAACAGCUUAGAGAUGCCCACACAUGCCAGCCAGCGCCCAGCCUUGGUAAGUGCAUCCACUUAUCACCUGGUCCUGGCAGCAGAUACGGAGCAGCCAACCGCAUGUCACUGGUAGAGACAUCGAGCCAGGCACUGGGAGUGCAAUGACAGUUUGCACCAGGAAGGUUUGCACCGGGACGGUUUGCACCAGGAAGGCAGGGGCAGCAGAAUCACAAUUCCCUGAGCGCCAGUUGCAUACUGGGCACUGUGUACCCAUCCUCGCCUUUAACUCACACAAGCUUGUUCUUAUUCUCCCCCAUUGCUGAUGAGACCCAGGGCCUAAGUUAAGCAACUUGCCCAAAGUCUGGCACGCUUAGGAGGAGGCACACCAGACUUUUGACUCUAAGUCUGCCUACUCCCAGACCUAUGCGCUUUCUAGAAAGUAGACACCUGCCCAGAUAACACCACUUCUGUCCCUUGGGGAGGCCCCACCCCAUUUCAGCUGGACUCAGAGCUGGGCAAAUUCAGACCUAGAGUGGAUUUCAACUCUGCCACCUGCCAAAGGCUGGACCCCAACAUGCCAUGUGUUCCUCCAGUGGGCAUCCUGGGGUUCCCUGGCUCCAUGCUUAGGAGGCUGGGCCCUCCACCUGACUUCUUCCAAACCCUCCCCAAAAGCCAGCUCCUGCAGAGCCAAGAGCCAUGAGCUGAUCCUCCAAAAACCAGACCCACAAGAGAAGAGGCCAGGAGGGAGCCGCCAGCUCUCGGUGAACACAGUCACAGGGCCUUGAUGUUAAAAGACAAGGCUCAGGGGUCAGGAUGUCCAGGUCUCAUCCCCAGUCUGCCUCUUGCUAGUCACUUGACCUCCCACAGCCUCAGUCUCCCCAACUGUAAGAUGAUGACGACACCCUGUAGCUCCUUAGUAAAGGAAUAAUAAAAUGACAGCUCAGCGUCUGUAUUUUAAUACCUGUGUUAUUAUAUAAUCAUUUUGUGAUGCAGCCACCUCUGGCACAGAAAAAGUCACUCUGUGCCUAUUUAAGGAUUAAUCCCCUUAAGCAUUCCUGGAAAUGAGAGCCCCUCUGUGCCAGGCUGCCCUUCCAGGCUCUUCUAUCCUUCCCUUGGCCUUUGGCCCUUGGAAGCCUGAAUAUUUCUCCCACCAGGACCUCAGACUAUCUUUAGGGAACCCCCAGGCCAGUCAUUCCCACUGUAUCCCCUGAGGCUCUUGGCCUCUUUCCUUCCUUGUCUUCCUCCUCCUUUUUUUCCCCCUCCUUCCUCUCCUCCUCAGUUUGGGCUUCCCAUGUCCAAGAAGCCUCAGGAUGAGCUUUGGGAACAAGGUUUUACCUGUGUUUCCAACUCUGCUCUGAGCCUCUGAGCUCUGUAGUGGAGGCGAGGAAAGGGAGAAGGGAGGGAAAGUGGAAGCAUCAAAAAGGACACUGGGCUGUCAUUGCAGCUCUGCCGCCAGCCAGCAGUCACCCUGGGCACAUCCUGGUGCCUGAGCGCUAAUUUCCUCACCUGUGAAAUGGGAACAGCAGGCCCUGCCUACAUCCUGGGGUGGUUUAAGGAAUCAAUGAGAUGACAGCUGUGAAUGUUCUUGGCACAGUACAACGUAUGCCAUGUGUUCCUCCAGUGUUUUCAAAGGCCGGUAGUGCCCGCCACCAGCCAGUUCAGAACUCAGUACAAAACAUGAAUUUCUCAUCGCUUCUCACCAUGAGUCUUGUCUUUCCAAAGGAAGGGAGAAGGGAAAGCCGACUCAGCCCCUCUUAUCUGUCAUGGUCUGUGCUGGAUGGGGCUUUGCCACAAUGCUGUGCAGUUGGAAACAGCCUCACUCCAUAGAUGAGGAAACUGAGGCUCAAAGAGGUCAAAUAGCCUGCCAUAACUGUGCAUCUGGAAGCCCUAGAGCAAGGUUUCGCCUCUCUUUACUCUGCUCCCCAUCACUCUGCAAGGGUUACAGUGGGAGAACAAGAGCGGCUUGGAGCCCCUUAUUCAGACUCAACAAAGGCACCCAGCUAAGAAGCUAAGUGUCUUUCACGUCAGUGGAAACCAGAGGGUAAACAGGAUUCAAUUCAUGCCCAGGGCUUUCCGGGAACACACCUGUCCAAGCAGCAGCAGUUCCCAACAGAGCUCUGGUCUGGAAAGCCAGACAACCAGGGCUGGGCCCUCUGGGAUUUGUUUAGUGAUCUGACCAUGUGGGAGGCCUAGAGUAGGAGUGUGGUGGGGGGAGGGUGCGGCCCAGCCUCAUUGCAUCACUCACCGCCCAGACCUUCCCCUCACCCGCUCCUGACCAGGCCCUGUCCAGGUUCUCAGCCACCCUGCCGCGGUGGGUCCUUCAGACUACUCACUGACCAAGUGAAGGACUGACCCGAGGUUCGAGUGCUGUGUUGUAUGUGACCUGAGAAUAUGUGUGCACAGACUGUGCCCCCGUGUCCUUGCACAGUUGAGCGUCUACAUGUCCUGCCCGUGUGUAGGCGGCCUGUCCCUACACGCUAGGAGAGUGACUCCAUGUCCUGCUAGAUGGGGGAGGAGAGAGGGACCUGUGCCCAGGGUCCCCUGGUCACUUCUAUGGGCGCAUGUUUGUGUGUCUUGUUAGGGGUGCUUGGGGGUGUGGAAGCCUGUGUCCUGGGUGCCCUUGACCUGUGUGUGCGCUCCAUGAGGUGUGCGCGCGUGUGCACUGGGGUGCACUGUGUCCCAGCACCCUCGACCACCUCUAUGGGCGCACGCAGACGUUUGUAUGUGUGUCCUACGGUGUGAGAGAGCGGAUGCUUCCACCACGUAUCUCUGCACACGCGUGUGUGCACUUGCACACCUGCGUGCGUCCCGAGAGAGCGAGCAGAGCCCGGCGUGGGCUGGCAGGCGCGGGAACGUGUGGGUGCGCGUCCUGCGGGUCCCUGCCCGGCUGGCUCCCCGCUUGUACCGCGGCCGUGCAUGAGCGGAAGGCGCCCGGCGGCCCUGCCCGGCCGCGAGUGUGCGCGCGCGGGGUCCCGGGCCGGCGUGCGCGCCGGUGUGAGUGCGAGUGAGUGUGGCGCCGCGCGGCUCCCUCCGCUCCGCGCCGCCCGCGCAGUCCGCACACUCGCCCUGCUUGGCUGCCGCCGGGUGACGCGGGCUGGGCCCGCCCCCUGCCUGCCGGCCCCUGGCGCUCACUCGAGCCGUCCGCAGCGGAGCGGGCAGCAGCCAAGUCAGGGCCGUCCGGGGGCGCGGCCGGCGAUGCCUGCAGCCCCCGCCGCGCCCCGCCGGGCCUGCUGAGCCGCCCCCGGGCCGGGGUCGCGCCGGGCCGGGCCGCGCCCGGGGCGGGGCGGCGCUGCCUGCAUGACCCUCCCGCGGCGCGGGGAGAAGGCGACCAUCAGCAUCCAGGAGCAUAUGGCCAUCGACGUGUGCCCCGGCCCCAUCCGUCCCAUCAAGCAGAUCUCCGACUACUUCCCCCGCUUCCCGCGGGGCCUGCCCCCGGACGCCGGGCCCCGCGCCGCUGCGCCCCCGGACGCCUCCGCGCGCCCGGCCGCGGCCAGUGCCGGCCGCCGCAGCCCCUCCGACGGCGCCCGCGAGGACGACGAGGAUGUGGACCAGCUCUUCGGAGCCUACGGCUCCAGCCCCGGCCCCAGCCCGGGUCCCAGCCCCGCGCGGCCGCCCGCCAAGCCGCCGGAGGACGAGCCGGACGCCGACGGCUACGAGUCGGACGAUUGCACCGCCCUGGGCACGCUGGACUUCAGCCUGCUGUACGACCAGGAGAACAACGCCCUCCACUGCACCAUCACCAAGGCCAAGGGCCUGAAGCCGAUGGACCACAAUGGGCUGGCAGACCCCUACGUCAAGCUGCACCUGCUGCCAGGAGCCAGUAAGGCAAAUAAGCUCAGAACAAAAACUCUCCGCAACACUCUGAACCCCACGUGGAACGAGACCCUCACUUACUACGGGAUCACAGACGAAGACAUGAUCCGCAAAACGCUGCGCAUCUCUGUGUGCGACGAGGACAAAUUCCGGCACAAUGAGUUCAUCGGGGAGACACGCGUGCCCCUGAAGAAGCUGAAAGCCAACCACACCAAGACCUUCAGUAUCUGCCUGGAGAAGCAGCUGCCGGUGGACAAGACCGAAGACAAGUCCCUGGAGGAGCGGGGCCGCAUCCUCAUCUCCCUCAAGUACAGCUCGCAGAAGCAGGGCCUGCUGGUGGGCAUCGUGCGGUGCGCACACCUGGCCGCCAUGGAUGCCAACGGCUACUCGGACCCUUACGUGAAAACAUACCUGAGGCCAGAUGUGGACAAGAAAUCCAAACAUAAGACAGCGGUGAAGAAAAAAACCCUGAACCCGGAGUUUAACGAGGAGUUCUGUUAUGAGAUUAAGCAUGGGGACCUGGCCAAGAAGUCCCUGGAGGUCACCGUUUGGGAUUACGACAUUGGAAAAUCCAACGAUUUUAUUGGUGGCGUGGUUCUGGGCAUCAACGCCAAGGGGGAGCGCCUGAAGCACUGGUUUGACUGCCUGAAGAACAAGGACAAGCGCAUCGAGCGCUGGCACACACUCACCAGCGAGCUCCCGGGGGCCGUGCUCAGCGACUGACGCCCGCCUGCCACUGCCACCCCCACCACCACCUGCGCCCAGCACGGCCGGCCCAGGCUUCCCCAGCAGCCACCAAGGCCUGUGGCCCCCACAUUGGGGGAGAUCCAGAACCCCUGCUUGGACCCAGAGCCACUGCAGUCCCUGCUCGGAGGACGUGGAGGGCUCAGCCACUCUGGGACGGGAAGGGCAGGGAGCUGGGGGUGCUCUCAGCCGUCUGGGGCCCAAGAGGCCGGUGGUGGAAGGAGACCUCAGCACCUGCCCAGGGGAAGGGGACAGGACCAUCUGGGAGCAAAGACCUUCUGGAGGCCAGCCCAGGCUGAGAGGACAGGAGUGUGGGGGCACCCUGGGGGACAGUGGAAACAGAGGAGGGAGGUGGUGAGCAGACAGACAGGUGGAGGACAGGACCUUGAAGACCGACUGCUCCAGCCCAAGAAAGGCUGACCGCAUCCCUCAUCUCCAUCGCUGCUGGGCCGAUGGAAGAAGCGGGCCUGCCGGCCGAAAGUCUGCAGAGUUCCCGGAGGCUCCUGAUGAGGGUAAAUUGGCACAGGCUUCACUCAAUGAUUCCACAAGCCCUGCGGGUGGGUGAGACACAGGGCCUGCCCUCAGGGAGUUCCCGUCUAGUCAGGGAGCUGGGAACAAACCACUCCAACUGGGGCGAGAAAUACCGAGACCAGCCUGGCCAGUCUGCAAAUACCAUGGGUUCUGCUGACUGCUGGGAGGUCAGGGAAGGCUUCCUGGAGGAAGUGGUGCUUCUGUAAGGCCUUGGAGGGUGAGUGGGGAGUUCUAGGUCUAAAAAGGCCUGGAGGAGAGAGAAGGCCAAUGGGGCUGGGAACUGUGGACCCAGGGUCUCCUCUCCCAGGCAGGUUUGUUAGGAAGGUGUGAGGCUCGAGGCAGGAGGUGGGGGAAGUGAUGGAAGCACCAGGAGAAACUGGUGCUGGUGCGGGGCCAAGUUCAGACCUCAGACCCAAGUCUCCCACUUUGAUCUCUUUCCACUCCUGAGGGACCUCGAGGACGGAGCCCGCCGCUCCUCCUUCCCGGCGUAAGCAUCAGGUCAACUGCAGUGGAGAAAGGGGUCCCUUGUGCUUGGAGAAAAAUCGAGCCGAGCAUUCCUAUACGUCAUCACUCUGCCCUUUCCCUUCCCCUUCACUUCCUGUCUCACACUGAGUACUGGGGGCCUCCAGGUGCUUGCUCAUGGCGUCUUGGUCCUACCACCACCACAGAUGUCCCUUCUGGGACUAAUCAGUGACAGUCCAGGGCCUUGUCUCUGGGGAGGCCUGUGGGGCUGGCUCCACCCUCCAGGAGCUGAGCAGGAACCGCCCUGCCUGGUGGGCCUGUCUGCUUCCCUGAGUUAGGCUCUCCAGGAGGCUUGAGAGUAUCUGAGUCUUGGGGCCCAUGCCUGAAGCCCACAAACUUUCCCUGCCUACCAAGGGGCCCCCAGGAACACUGGGUGAACAAAUGCAGAGCCAAGGCGUUGCACAGCCAGAGUCCUUUUGCUCAGCCCAUCAGUGUGUGAUGGAAACAGAGGCCCAGAGAGGUUACGUGACCUGCUCAGGGCCUUCCAGCCCCCACAGAGCUGGAACCAGGAUCCACAGCCCCCAGCCCGGAGUGCUGGACCCCACACUCAGGGGAAUUGCUGUGCUGAGCUCACAUGAGAGAGGUCCUGCUAGCUGCCAGCCUGGGGCUCACCCGCCUGCUGCCCACCCCUUCAACACCGGUAGAGGGACUGACAGGCACGAUGGUGGGAACUUCCACUGCAGACACCAAGCACACCACAACCUGAGGUGCAGGGUCAUGAUUUGAAUCCCACCAAGUGCCCAUCAUGCCUUUCCCAGGUUGCAGGGAAAACAGGACCCCAGCCCCACACGGUCCCUGGCCACCUCGUGGAGCCUUGUCUCCCCCUUUAGGAAGGGUUUUGUGUGUGAAGGCUUUUGCAUGCACUUGUCUGGACGCAUCUUCACAGCCCUGUGAGGUGGGUUUGAUUCUCAUCCCCAUCUUGCAGGUGAAACAUGUUCCCCGAGUCCGAGUAGUUUGUCAAGGCCACAGAGCCAGGAAGGGGUGAGCCAGGACUCAAAGCCAGGUCUUAUGACUGCCACUUUCUCUCUCUGGGGGUCGGUACCCCCAGUCCCUUCCCUCCUGGUCUGUCAGAGACUCAGUGGAGACCCCAGGUGUAGGCUCAGCAAGCUCGGUGCAUGAGGGAGACCUGGGGUCUUGCCACUGUCCUGCCUCCUCGUCCACUGGCUUUGAAACCGUCUGUGCUACUUCAGGCUUCCCAGAGGUGCCUAACCCGGCCCCAAAAUUCAGCCUAGCCUCUGGGGGCUGAGGCAAAGGCCCCUCUUUUCUCCACACAGAAUGGGCAUCCUCUGGGGGUCUAAGGUAAGAGGUGGUCUAUUUCUGAAAGGCCUGGUGUCUAUGUAAGUUCUGGGCAUCGUCUUAGCGUUGCUUUUUGUGUCGGUCUCAUUCAGAGCGGAGACUUGACCGCCUCUCUGAAGACACAGAAGUGAAUGGCAAAGCUAGAAGAGGCUGCACCCUCCACCUAGAUGACUUCCUUAUAGGCACAUGGGGAACUUGGGGCCUGCAGGGGCACAGCUGGGACAAGAACCCAGAACUCCAGCCCCCAAGUCCAGGGCCCUCUACUGCCCAGGCUGCACAAAUGGGGCUGGGCCUGAAAGAUGGGGACAGUCAGGCUGGGAGGCGGGCUCACUGGCCAUCACGGGGGCAGCACGGGCACUCGGGCAGGAACCCCCCAGGAAAUUCGGAAACCAACCUUCCCCAGGAUCCCAGCACCUUUCUAGAUCCCGUGCAGAUUGUCUUUCUGUUAAAGCGCUUUGAGGCCGGGCGGGAUGGCUCAUGCCUGUAAUCCCAGCACUUUGGGAGUUCGAGGCGGGAGGAUCACCUGAGGUCGGGAGUUCGAAACCUGCCUGGCCAACAUGGCGAAACCCCGUCUCUACUAAAAAUACAAAAAUUAGCCGGGUGUGGUGGCUCACGCCUGUAGUCCCAGCUACUCAGGGAGGCUGAGGCAGGAGAGUUGCUUGAACCUGGGAGGUGGAGGUUUCAGUGAGACAAGAUCACAUCACUGCACCAGCCUGGGCGACAGAGCAAGACUCUGAGAGAAAAAAAAACCCCACAAAAAAAAUGCUUUGAGAAGCUGCAGAAGCGGCUCUGCCUUUGACCCCGAACGGGCAUCUUUGCUCGGGUCCAUCAGCCCCACAAAGACAGGAAAUCUGAUGCCAAAAAAAAGUCAUUCCAGAUGUCAGCAACCAGGCGCCACGUCCACCCCCCCCCCCCCCCCCCCCCCCCCCCGGCCCUAGCGAAUCCCCGACGGGCCCGUCUUCCAGCCCCGAAGCGGUCACCUCCUGACCUCUAGUGGCGAACCUGGGGAACUGCGCCCCGGCCCGCCCGCCCGCCCGCCGAGCCCAGGCCGUGCAUGCCCUGCCCGUUCUUCGCAAACCGAGUGAACCUCCCGAUGCAUGGACUCUGGCUGUGGUCGACGCAGGCUCUCGUGCGCUGCUUAACACCGUUUUGCUACCAUGUGACGGCUGCAGACACUGCCCUCAAACUGCAGCCCCACACACAAGUUUUGUACUUUGGUCUGACCUACCCGAAGGUGUCCUUUUUGAGUCUUAUUUGUUAAUAUUUAUAAUGACGUAUAAUCCAAAGUAAAUGGAAACAUCAUAUUGCGAUCUCA